AUGCCAUCCCCACUGGGGUGGCGGCACUCGUCCGCGCCGUCGCCACUCGUCCCUCUUCGCGGGUCUUCGCUUUCAUCGCUGCUGUGGGGGUGGGGAGACAGAAGCGGCGAAGGCACACAUUGUGGCAUCGCUACAACCGUCGCAGGUGCGGUCCCAGCAGCAUCGCCAUCGCCGUAUGAGCCGCCCAGGCAGAGGGACAAGCAUGCAUGGGAGGAGGACUCUGCACAGGGCUCUUCUGUGAACGGGAUCAACGCGUCACAUCCAGUGUCGCCAGCGGCGCCCGCGGUCUAUGCACCUCCAACGGCCCACGCACCGCACUGUGACGCUGCUUAUGAAGAGGUGAAGGAGGAGCAGAGCUCGCAGUCUUGGCGUCAACCGCUGCGACGCCCACCGUUAGCACCGUCGUCUACAGGCGCCACCUCAACCACAGCGCCACAGAGUGCUUCGGCUGACCGUGUUGUGCACCCUGUCGAGUCAGUUGAGCUCGUUAGUCACCUCAACGCAAACGAGCACGCUGCCAACGUCUGCCGCAUCGCAUACUACCUCAAGGACUACUACGCCAGGGAGGCUGGCGAGGCGGAGCGUGGCAUAGAGUCACUGAGCGCCGAGGACGUGGCCGGGCUAGCACAGUGCUUUUACAUCGACCUCUAUCGCACAGUGCGGCAGGCACGGCGGGAGGCCGGGAUGGAGACGUCAUCCUUUCUGGUCGAAGACCCGGCGGAGAACGUCAUUGCGAGAGUUGCACCAGCGCCGCCACCACCGCCGCAGAGAGAGCGACGCGACGGCUAUACACAGCACCAGGGGGCUGCUGCGUUGUGUCACACCUCUUCAUAUCUUCCACGUCGAUCGUCUGCUGCCCCUGGUUCACGAGGGAGAGAGGAGGUGGAUGACCGUGAGCUGGAUGAUGUCGAGGCGCAGAUACCGCCAGUCACCACACCUACCCCACCUGCGCCCGCAACCACCUACGCAUCCCGGGGGCCCCCUGACAAUGCGGUCCUCCCAAGCCAGCCCUGCGUCUCUGCGAGGGUUCAGCAUCAGCAGCAGUGCACCACUGCAUCCGAUGCUGAGCGUCGGUUAGCGAAUAGCAACACGACCUCUUGCACAGGAGCCACCUACCGCGCCCCGAAUGACCAGCUCGCCUUCAGUGGCGGCGGCACGCACCCAGUUCAAAUCAUCACGGCUCGGCUGCCAGCCUUUCGCAACGACGACGCCAUCACCACGGGCGUCGGGCCCUCCGUGCAGGGCCAUCACAAGCUAUCAGUUACGUCGUCUGUGUUACCUGCCGCCGCCGGCACGACGCCGGCGUCCCGUGCUCGCAAGGAAACUCACGCUCGUGGAAGUCCUGCUAACCAGACCGCGGUUGCCUGUGAUGCGUUGCCGUACAACUUGGACGACGCAAACACCAAGGCCGUCCCCUCUUGGGCUCAAGCUGCCAAGCCGUCGCCGCUGCAUCGACAUCUGCGCAGCACAGCAGACACCGCCAGAGCAGCACGAUCGCGGGUGACGGAGCCAAAUCGCCAGUCGCCGUCUUUUGAGCCACGUAUGGUCUUGGGGGCAUCACAGCACCAUCCUUCGGCGCCGAGCAGGUUUGCUGCGAUGCCGGCUGGGUCCUCGUCGUCUUCUCGGCUCAAUCACCACCAAGGUGACACGAGGAACAGUAGACAGCACCACCGUAGUGGUCCGCUAGAUGCGGCCUUGCAGACUCACGGUCGUCAUGUGCACGUGCGAGACCGGCGCGUGGGCCGCAGCAACUCUGGCGAAGGCAGUGACGCCGAUGGUGAGACGGGCGAGUGCGACGGUCGUAGAGGCCCUGGUGGCGGUGCAGAUCGAGCGGCACUCGCGGCAGCUCAAGAGCUGCCAAGUGGCAUCGUCAAGCGACCUCUUAAAGACCUCAUGCCGCUACUGCGCUCUCGCGGUACCCUCGCUGUCAAGUACAUCCACAACACUCGCCGACCGCACCUGCGUCUCUUCCAAAUCCUCGACUGCAAGGAUAUGUAUCGUGGCAGUGAGGUCCUCAUGCCGCACUUUACGUGGGCGACGCCGAUUGGGGUGCACCAACACGAUCGACUGCCACGUGCGAAGCGGUCGAAGUACGGGGCGCUGCUGCCGACGGGGCUCUCCCUCUCCCAGCAGGAGGUGCCGUACGAAACGGCGCUGAACCUCAUUCACCUGGAGGCCGUGUACGUCGGCGCUGGACGUGGCAUCAGUGAGAUGUACAUGACUCUGUUCCCUCACACGAAGGGUGGCAUCAGCAGUAGCGGCGACGGCUCCAGCUUCUGCGAUGGUGGUGGUGGCGCGGUGGUGGUCGAUCACGAGGGUCGUCGGGUGGCAUGCGGCAUGUGCGCUGUCUUCGUCUUCGCAUCUCGUCCAGUCGCUGUAUCCUUUUUAUGCGAGGGCGAUCGACAGGCAUGGGUGGGUGCCAUGAUGGCUGUGGUGGAGCGCAACCGAAGCUUGAAGGUGUGA
Molecule: messenger RNA, 2463 nt
Organism: Leishmania braziliensis MHOM/BR/75/M2904
Lineage: Eukaryota; Euglenozoa; Kinetoplastea; Trypanosomatida; Trypanosomatidae
Exons: 1
Coding region: 1-2463 (820 amino acids)
Source: RefSeq, a predicted model, not a curated record